Botrytis byssoidea is the source of this 1653-nucleotide messenger RNA. RefSeq lists its product as uncharacterized. Gene Ontology annotation, cellular component: membrane. The transcript is spliced from 4 exons. Gene Ontology annotation, molecular function: monoatomic cation transmembrane transporter activity. Gene Ontology annotation, biological process: transmembrane transport; monoatomic cation transport. Bases 1 to 1653 code for a protein of 550 amino acids. NCBI's taxonomy places the organism in Eukaryota, Fungi, Ascomycota, Leotiomycetes, Helotiales, Sclerotiniaceae. The record is from RefSeq and is a predicted model, not a curated record.
AUGACGGACGAUAACACCCCAUCCUCUUCGAGCGCGCCAAAACAAAUUGGCAAGAUUGGACGGUACCAAGGACCCUCCGGCUGGUUAUCACUCAGUACAGAAAGCACAAGCCCUAUGGCAACACAUGGGCAAGGCACCCUGACCAAACUUAUCAAGAAUCAAUCGAACGGAUCGUUGGUAACCAUGCGCCGGCAGUCUGGAUCAAUCUUAGGUCGAGACUCGUUGGAUGAUGAAGAGCGCCCGCGCAGUGUAUUCGACGACCGCGAUGAUUUCAGUGAAAGACGUUUGAGUGCUGUGCUCAAUGGGCCACAGAUGCGCAGUCAACGCCUCAUUGGCAAUAGCAAUCCUCGAUACAAAUGGGAGAGAUAUUGGAAAACUGAGGAAGAACUGAAAGGCAUGAAGAAGCCGAUACGCCAGUACUACGAACGAACCAAUUCUCUCAUUCAACAAUAUAUUUACAUUGAUCGGUUACUCGAUUCUUCAAUUCCUCAUGAUCUCCUCAAUGAAUACGAACACAAUGCAUGCAGUGGACGAUUUGAAGUGCCCACGACGAUAUCAGAAGAACCGCGUACACCCCCAGAAUCAGAAACUCCCACCAGUAAUGACAAUGGCACUGGAUCUGUCCCGAAGAGAAUCAAGCGGACACCCCGAGAGAUCUAUAAGGUCACGGAGGAGACGCCUCUUCUUCUCUCCGAGGAAGACAGCGAAUACGAUGGACCAAAGCCCGAAAUUCCCGGCAUGGAGGACGACAGUGUGGAGAGUGGUGAUAGGAUUGUGCAGAUUGCGAUUUACAUCAAUCUAGUAGCCAAUACAGUUCUUCUGGCUGGUAAAAUCGCCGUCAUUGUUUUGACGAGCUCUCUUUCGGUUCUUGCUAGUCUUGUUGAUGCAGCAUUGGAUUUCCUCAGCACAGCCAUCGUUUUUACCACUACCAAAAUGAUCGAACGUCAAGAUCAAUAUUCGUAUCCUGUUGGCCGUCGGCGCCUUGAGCCAAUUGGUGUCCUUGUCUUCAGUGUUAUCAUGGUUACAUCUUUCAUUCAGGUGGCAUUAGAGUGUUUCAAUCGACUCUCUUCAGAUGAUCGUGUGAUCAUCGAGCUCACCCUACCAGCCAUUGUUAUCAUGUCUUCAACAGUCUUCAUCAAGGCCCUUUGUUGGCUAUGGUGUCGUCUUAUCAAAAACUCUAGUGUCCAAGCACUUGCCCAAGAUGCCAUGACCGACGUUAUCUUUAACAUUUUCAGUAUCAUUUUCCCCCUCGUCGGCUUCUACGCUAAACUAUGGUGGCUCGACGCUCUCGGAGGUCUUCUCCUUUCCCUUUUCGUCAUCAUAAACUGGGCUGGUACAUCCGCCGGUCACAUACGUAAUCUCACUGGUGCUGCUGCCACUGCCGACGAACGCAAUGUUCUUCUCUACCUCACCAUGCGUUUUGCACGUACCAUCAAGCAAAUCCAAGGUUUGCAAGCAUAUCACGCCGGCGAUAAACUCAACGUCGAAGUCGACAUUGUGCUAGAUGAAAGUAUGAGUCUCCGUGAUAGUCACGAUUUGGGUGAAUCGCUACAGUAUGUGUUGGAGUCGGUGCCCACGGUUGAUAGAGCAUUUGUUCAUCAAGAUUACGCGGGCUGGAAUCUACCAACGCAUAUGCAGCAGCAGGGGCAAUGA